GGGUACUUACGAAAAUGUUCGCAGCCGCGCACAUGACUUUAAAGUUGCUAGGUAAAGUAUAUAAAUGCUAAGUAUGGACUCGAAAAAGCCAGUUCUAUCCCGGCAUCUGUGGAAGUACAACGUCAACAUGCAACGCAUCACUCUGUUUGUGUUCGCAGCCAUCGUGGCCAUGGCUAUGGCAGAAGGCCAGUACUAUGUUCCUCGUGCGUACUACGUAAUAGAUGCUGAGGGUCACGCGUCUGCCCCGGUGCCCCUGCGCAGGCUACGUCGUUCCCUGAACCCCUACCCGUACCCCUACAAUGGCGGUAGCAGUGCUAAUGCAAACGCAAACGCUCGCGCUGACUCUAAUGGCUCGGGAGCUAACGCUAAUGCCAAUGCGAACGCUGACGCUCGCGCCAGUAGUGGAUGGCAAUUACCUACCUGGGCUUACGGCUCUGGAAAUCCCAACGCUCUCAGCGCUGGAAAAACUCGACGGCAGUAUGGUCCUAUAUUGAGCGGACGCUCAGUCAGUGCUAGCUCGUCUGUAGGUCUCGAUUCAUCUGGCAAAGGAUAUUAUGACCAGUAUGCGUCUGUUACCAACUAAAGGAAUACUUUGUAAUACAUUAUUUUAGGGUUCCUAAGACAACUGUGACUGUGCCGUUUAAAAGUUCGUAUCUUUAUGUACAUUGUUUUUAUCAAUAAUUUAUGAUUAAUUAUCUGUUAUAAAUAUAAACUCUGGAUGGAUGUUAUUUAGUGAUUAAAUAAUACAAAAAAUA
This is a messenger RNA of Nymphalis io (European peacock), 755 nucleotides long. RefSeq lists its product as uncharacterized. The transcript has 4 exons. The coding region runs from base 65 to 583 and encodes 172 amino acids. The record is from RefSeq and is a predicted model, not a curated record. Lineage: Eukaryota; Metazoa; Arthropoda; Insecta; Lepidoptera; Nymphalidae.